This is a messenger RNA of Wyeomyia smithii (pitcher-plant mosquito), 4030 nucleotides long. RefSeq lists its product as uncharacterized. Gene Ontology annotation, cellular component: cytoplasm; membrane. The record is from RefSeq and is a predicted model, not a curated record. Lineage: Eukaryota; Metazoa; Arthropoda; Insecta; Diptera; Culicidae.
AUCUUGAUUGAAAGUCAGGCCACUGCUGGGCCUAAACCAUGAUUUAGAUAAGAAUAACAAAGUUUGUUUCGUCUAUUAUUUUUCAAACUUUCACUAUCUUAUUGGCGAAUCAUUGUUGAGAUUUGCAGGAAAUAACACACAGUCAAAACCAGAACAUUUUCGCUUUUGAAUCUUGUAUGAACAAAAAAAAAAUACUGUCAUGAAGAGGAGGGAGAAAAAGAGCUUGCUUAUACAUACUCUCAUUUCUCUCUGAGAAACUUUGUUGAGGUGUAAGAGAACCUAAAAGAAAAAUCCAAAAUUUUGGUUGUCACCCGCAUGCUUGUCUUUUCUUAUCAGAAAAACUCUAGAGUGCAGGAGAACAACUUGCAUCACACUAAAGAUCAAAUCAACACACAUACAAGAGGAGAAUGACGGACAAUUUUUAUCUGGUGAGCUUCCAGAAAGCACCGCGGUAAAAUCUGAAAUCUCACUUGCGAAACAAUGAACUAUGGUGUACUCUCUCACACGUAUGGACAUUACCCACAAUAAUUACUUCCUUAGGGGUCAUUCACAUACCACGUGGACAGUUUUUUAACGAUUUUAAAAGAAACAUUGUUGAUAAGUAUGUAUAGGGUAAGCCGUGGUGCGAUUCAGCUGUUCAUUCUGAAGCAUCAGACGCUCGACAGCGUGACCGAUCGACCGGGAAGAGGGCCGAAACGUGAGACUAAUACAAGGAUGGACACGCUAAUCAUCUGGGAAGUGAAGAAAAACCCACUAACGACCGAUCGGUUGCUUAAAGAAAGGUUUUACUGGAUCUUUCCAUUCGACGACGUUUGGUGGAACGGGAUCUAGAGAGCUUGUUCGUCAGGAAGCGACCGAUGAUCUGCAACACCUACAAAAAUAAACGACUUCAAUUUGCAAGGGACUACGUCAACAAACCGCUGGAGUUCUUGAAAUGUAUUAUUAAGUCGGCCUAGUCCAAGUAUAAGCUGUUUAACAAAAAAAAAGGCAACUCCGAGUGAAGCGGAAAAGUGACAAAGGCCUUCAGGACCGGCUGACUAACAACUGGGCACUGUCCGACAACAGGCUCGGUUGAAAAUACUUCUCAGCCUGAUUCAGCAACAAUGUGGUGGCGAUACCUUGUUGACAUAACAAAUGAGUACAAAAUCCUGCGUGGGAUGCUGUCUUACUUCGCCUUGUGGCCGCUGGGAUGCAUUCUACAACAGACCUUCGAGCGUAAACGAUGGCAUAAUUAUGACUGGGAUCGAUGUCUUCGGUAUAGCAUGUACGUUUGUAUCCGCCCCGAUGCUGUACUCGUGGAUGCGCCUGGCAAACAUCAUGUGGCCUCGAACAGACUUUCGGUCGUCUCUAACGAAAGCAUUCACCGAACAAGCUGCGUUCGAUCCGUUUGCGAUCGUUUUUUUUCUUUACGGGAUGAGUAUUCUAGAGCGCAAAAGUCAACAACAGGCUGCGCAGGAGGUUCAGAAUAAAUUCUGGGACACCUACAAAGUGGGAUUUUUCUAUUGGCCCGUCGUGCAAACAGUAAACUUUUCACUGAUCCCAGCCAAAAACCAAAUAAUAGCAGCCGGAUUUUUCAGCUUGAUCUGGACCACUUUGGCCUAUAUAAAAGCCAUGAAUUCCGAACCAACUGAAGUUGAGUCUGUUAUGCAAAAAGAUCCGCGAUCGUACGAGUCUUGUUUGAUAAGUCAGUAAUGGAAAUAGUACACGCAAUAUUUAGUAUCACAUUAGAAACAAACUUUUUCUCAGCACUGUAUAUUACCUAUUGUUUUGUUGAUUCAAGUUCGAUUCAUUUCGCAUAACUUUUUCUCUGAUUUCGCACGACAGUUGUGUGAAAUGCAUGCGCGAAAUUUGUACAAUGAAUUUUAUGAUAUAGAUCGAAAUCAGAAUAUAGAGUAAGGAACUUGUUUCAGGCAGCUUAUGCAGCCUCCUGUGUAUUGGAACGAAAUACUCGAAACGUGUAAAAUGAAAUAAUAAGAAUUAAAUAUAUCAGUUUGUCUACUAUUAUUUUCUCUGUCAGUACUGUUUUCAUAUUAUAAAACCGAUUUAGAAAACUUCAACGAUAAUCGAUACGUAUGUGAUGGAACAAGCUUUGAAACUCAGUAAUCAAUUCUUACAAAAUUUUGAAAUUUAAUUACACUUUCUAGUGCGUACAAAAAACAUGCGAAAGUGAAUCUGGUUGCCAGAAUUAUUCGAAAGCAUGUAUAAGCAAAAUUUAUUUAUUUACUGCUGUUCUCUUUGCGUAUCUCUAUUAACACAGCUUUUGUAAUAAACAGUGAAAAAUUUUAACGCACUCGUGGUUUUCAAUUUCAACCAACCAGCGAGUGGUUCGCAAAGUGGAUGCAAAGCUAGACCCAGUUGUCUCCCGUUAGGUAAGAGUCAAGUCAUCCGUCAGCCGCAGUGAAAACAAGUCUCGCCAAACAUGUGAAAAGUGAAUAUGUAAACAAGCCAAAUUUUCUCGUUUUUUUAUUAAUACAAUAAGAUAUAUUUACCAAUAUGAUUUGCUGCUUGGAGAGAAUUGUUUUAAUCAAACAAUCUUCUUCUUACCAGUACAUAAAGCUGGUUCACUAGAAACGUGAAAUUGUGGCCUUUUUUACAUUUGGCACAUGGACCCUUUUAACAUUUACCAUUUAAAAUUUUAUGAAGAUUUACUAGCAAAUACUCGUAUAUUACGUAAUGCGGAAUUCGGCUAUUUUCAAUCACGAUUAAUUUACGAUUAUCUGCUUUUUAACUGAGCUAGAGCAAAUGAUCAGUAUACGUUGUUUUAAUCGUUUUUUGAACGAACAACUGCAUAUUUAUAGUUGCUACGAUGUAAUAAACAGGACUUUUCGAAACCAAUUUGUUCUUGUUGACCCGCCUCGAUAACAGUUUUUCCUCUACAACGAAAGUGAAAAGUAACACAUUUUGACAGAAAAAAAUUGUGCGGAUGCAGUCGAUCUUAAGCCUGUAUCACACUCUUUGUUCAAUCGUCAAAUAUUUGACCUUUUGACAUAAUGCUCAAAUUUAUUUGACAUCAAGAUUGUUGUUUGCCCUAGAGAUACUCAGAGAGAGAGAGAGAGAUAAGCGAUGAAAAAACCGCAAAUUUGGCAACUAGGUUUCACAUGUCAGAGGUACCAGAUCUCUUCUCAAAGCGCAAUAUGGACUAACUUAAUCAUUUGACUCGUAUAACUGAUUGUAACGGUGGAACUCCUGAGAAAUAAUAAAGUGCAUCACAAAAACCGUGAAGGUGUUAAAUUUUAUGUUCAUGUUUAAUUUCAUAUACUUUCACCAUAAUUGAUCAUUAUUUUGUUGACCAUACAAAAGGUUUGUGAAUCACCAGUUUAAAAUCACUAUGAUACAGCAAUUUUGGAGCACUCUCAAUUCAUUGUUUAGCAAUAGAACAUGAAAAACGUGUAAAGAAAAAUAUACCCUUUAUUGUACCUGAUUGCAAUACCUAUAAAUGUGUUACCUUUCUUGUUCGUUUGGCUCAGAUUUUGACAUGUUCAUUUGGCACACAACAUUCUCUUCGCAUAUCUCUCCGUCUGAGAAUCGCUAGUUUGCCCGUGUUUGUCACAUGUAAAAAUUGGAGAGUGGCAAACAAUUAUCUUUGACCCAAUUUCAAAAAGUGACAAAUAUUUGACGCUUGGUCAAAGAGUGUAAUCCAGGUUUUGCUCAUUCGUCCGACGGAACUGAAUUUUUUUCCUAAUUAAUAAUUUAACAUCUUUAAUUUAACACCUAGUUUCCAUAUCCUAUUAUUAUCAAUACAUUUGCCACGGCAUUUGUUCUUCCUUGUGAAUCUGAUCAAUAGAAGCUGAUAGCAAUAUUAAAUAUCGGUCAUCCCAUGUCAAGUGAUCAGGCAAACGCAACGACCCUCUCCGAUUCACUUCAAAAUGAAUAAAAUGACUUGUUUUGGGUCGAAAUUGGAAAAUCCAGAGUUUUGGGCCAAUCGGACAACGCCCCUUCAAUUGCGGGGCCUUCUAUUUUUGUAUUUUUUGACAAAAAAUCAUUUUCCAUGUUUUGGGAAAACAUCAUAUCUCAGAGACCGUAAGAGCUA